AUGAGCAUUUUAAAAUCUUCGACAAAUACUUGUUCAUCGCCUGCCCGUGUACAAUUUUCGGAUGUAACGAAUAAGCAAUAUUCGAACGAUGAUGAUCAUCGAUGGAAAUUAUUUAGUGCUGCACCAGCAAUCACUAUUGAUAAUGAGGAAAAUGAUGCAUGGACUGAAUGUCGAGAAUUAUUGGAAGUGAAUCGAUCUCUUAUGCUAAACCCAUCGGUAGUAAAUAAUACGAACUAUUUACUUCGUCACAGUAGUGCAAAUACUAGUUUAAAUGAGUCAUCAUCACUCGAUGCAUUAGCUGUUAAUGCUUGUACAAGUCUUGAUGAAAAUCAUGACGAUAUUUUAUCGAUCAUUGAACAAGCUGGAAUUACUUUCGAAGCCUUAACUGGAUCAUCAUCUUCAGGUGAUUUACUAGCGAGCACCAGUGGUUAUCAUUCCUAUGAACCAUCACCGUAUGAUCAUCGAUCGAAACGUUCCUCUGUACUGGAUCCGUCUGCCACUGAAUUUAAUAUAAAUAAUUCGGCAAAUUAUCAAACAACAGCAACAGCUAAUCGAUCCAGUUUUGAUCAAUCAUGCCGUCGUUCAUCACGAACAAAUAAUCCAACAUCAUCGCGAUUUUCUACUUCCUAUGAAUACAAAUUUGGUGGUUACGGUCGUGGAAUGAACGAAUUUCUAGAACCGAAUGGUAUCGCGUUUCUCCCAGAUGGCACAAUUACAGUUGUUGAUACUAACUCGAGCCAAGUGAAGCUAUUCGAUCCUAUUCGACGACAAUGUAUAUUAAGAUUCGGACAAGCAGGUACACGACCUGGCGCUUUACUUUAUCCGUAUCGCAUUGCUGUUCUUCCUGGUCACGACUUACUUGUCAUGGUUCAACGUUCUCCACGCCCGAUGAUUCAAAUCUUUGAUCGUAAUGGUCAAUUCAUUCGACGUUUCGGCAAUGAACUCGAAAGUCCACGAGCUAUCUGUAUUGACCAACAAGGUCGAAUUAUUGUCAUUGAAUCCAAAAUAAUGAAAGUACAUAUUUAUGAUGCAACAUCCGGACGUCUCUGGGGCCAAUGUGAUUUACGCGAUCAUUUGAGUUUUCCGACAAGUGUCUGUGUCAACGAUCGGCACGAACUCUAUGUAAGCGACAACGAAUCACAUUUUGUGCGCGUGUUUGAUUACACAGGCAAACAUUUGAAAAACAUCGGGGCUGGUAUUACUUAUCCCAUUGCAUGCCGAAUCAAUCAACCGCGACGUGAAUUGAUUGUUGUUGACAAUCAUGAAAACUUCAAUAUUUCAACCUACGACUACGAUGGGAAUAAGAAAUAUUCUCACUAUUCACUAAUGAAACAUUCUCAAUGUUUCGAUGUCGCUGUUGGAUACAAUGAUGAAUUAGCAAUGGCAUCAAAAGACUACAAAGUCUAUGUAUAUAAAUUAGGCGAAGGUUUAGAUCAAACUGGUCUGGUUAACAAUGCUCAUUGUUACUAA
This is a messenger RNA of Adineta ricciae, 1470 nucleotides long. The record is from the annotation of a GenBank genome assembly. NCBI's taxonomy places the organism in Eukaryota, Metazoa, Rotifera, Eurotatoria, Adinetida, Adinetidae.